UCAAACAAAAUAUGAACACUUGCCUAUGCAGGUGAGUAUGUGUAGUCCACGAGUUUCUCUGUUUAAUGAUCUGUUCUGAUUAUCUUAACACGUGUUAGAAGCAGAAAGGCUUCAAUGAGACAAAGGUGUGGUGCAAUCACAUCAGCAGACUCAUUAGCUUCCUGGGCAGCUUUUUCCAUUAUGUAAAAGCUGUGUUUGUAUUAGUAUAGCAGUCAGACCCAUCAGUACGAGGAUUACAGUUGGUUUUUACAUAAUGGAUUAUCCAAGAUUAAGCGUUUUAUUCAGCCACACGACCAAAAAUAACCAAUUAGUGACUUUGCAGAUUCAUUAUUUAAAGGCAGCUGGACGGCAAUUGACACAAAACUCUCCUGUUGACUGUAGCCCAAAGAUUGAAGCAGAAUAGUCUCAGAGAUCUCCAACACCUCUACCCCAACAGAAUGAAAUACGCACAGUAUGUUUUCCUGGCCUCAAUCUUCUCCACAAUUGAAAAUAGCCUAGCUCAGACCUGUGCAGUGGAGUCUUUCGCUGUGAAAGACAAUUUUGAUCCAAAAAGGUAUGCAGGGAAAUGGUAUGCCCUGGCCAAGAAGGAUCCAGAAGGCCUUUUCCUUCAGGACAACAUCUCUGCCGAGUAUACUGUGGAGGAAGAUGGAACAAUGACAGCAUCUUCCAAAGGCAGAGUGAAGCUUUUUGGGUUCUGGGUGAUCUGUGCCGACAUGGCUGCUCAGUAUACCGUACCUGACCCAGCCACGCCAGCAAAAAUGUACAUGACUUACCAGGGCCUGGCCAGCUACCUCUCCAGUGGUGGGGAUAACUACUGGGUGAUUGACACCGACUAUGAUAACUAUGCCAUUACCUAUGCCUGCCGCAGUCUAAAGGAGGAUGGCUCCUGUGAUGAUGGCUAUUCCCUGAUCUUCUCACGCAACCCUCGUGGCCUCCCGCCAGCCAUUCAGCGCAUUGUGCGUCAGAAGCAGGAAGAAAUCUGCAUGUCUGGCCAGUUCCAGCCUGUGCUUCAGUCAGGUACUUCAGGCUAAUUAGCAACCUCACUGAAAUGGCUGCACUGGCAGCUUGUAAAGUAGGUGAUUGCACUUGCUGUAAAAGCAACCGAACCAUAGCAAACUAAGUUGUACUCUUUUAGCAACCUUUUUUUUUAACGUUAUAUCUAACAAAAGAUAGCUGCAAAGAGAAGUCUGCAUGAAGGAGAGCCUGUUACAGGCUGGUUCUACAGCCUUACAUUUGCCCUUAUAGGAGUCCUGUGUGCAGAAACUGGCACACUAAUCAAAGAAAGAUCAGCUUUGCUAUGCUAAUAGACGGAUAGGAUAGGAUAGGAUAGGAUAGGAUAGGAUAGGAUAGGAUAGGAUAGGAUAGGAUAGGAUAGGAUAGGAUAGGACAGGAUAACAGCAUGGUGUUUCUGGACUUGGAAGUGCUUGUCUUGGCAAUCUGGGUAACAGCAUCUUACCUUAGGUCCGUGCAGUGUCCGCCAGGAAAGGAGGAGAAGCUGCCUCCAGGAAAGAUCACCCUCAUUCUUCUUAGCUCCACCAUGAUUUGCAUCCUGGACAGUUUGAGAGCCCUGCGAUGAAGGGCUCUGAGCCGCAGUUCUGACUGUGUCUGCUGGCAUUGGGAGUCAGCAGUUGUGCCAUGUACAUGUAAACAGAGCACAUCUAAAGCCCAUCUUGAGACAAACUUUUUUCUGGAGGCAUGGGAGCCAGUUCUCUAGUUCAUAGGCUGUUCAUGAGAUAAGCAGGUAUUUUUUUAAGGCUAAGCUGGAGGCAGAUAUUACUCUUUGUUGGCAGUUGAGUGCCCACACUCUAUGCAUGCUACCUUUUCUGGAGACUGGUCCUUUUCUAAGCUUGGCCUGAAGAGCCGGACUGGAGAAUUGCCACAGUAACAUGUAUUCUGCACUGCUAGACAAGAGAGAGCAGCUAAAACCUCCUGAACAGCGUAUCAUUGUGAGCCAGUCCUUCACUACAGAACAAGUGCUGGCAUCGUCCAAGCUUUUGGUGCUGAUAAGGGCAUACCUGCCCCACAACCUUUUGUACUGCUUAGCAUAGUAGAGUGAGGGUAGUUGGUUUGUGGGCCCAUGCUUAGGUGCUCACAUGAGCUGAAACCACAUGGCUAGCUGGGACUAGCAAAGGCUGCGCAAGUGCUGUGCCAACAGACACAGAGCAAUGCAAAUCAGCAACUUUUGCACUCCCCCAUUUUUGAUUCAGAAGUACCCUAGGAAUGUUGUAGCUACAGCUUCACUGAAGACUGAAAGGCUGUUAAAGUACUUUACAAAUUUACUUACAAGGACUAAAGUUUACUUUUCUUUC
Cuculus canorus (common cuckoo) is the source of this 2309-nucleotide messenger RNA. RefSeq names its product purpurin. NCBI's taxonomy places the organism in Eukaryota, Metazoa, Chordata, Aves, Cuculiformes, Cuculidae. The record is from RefSeq and is a predicted model, not a curated record. The coding region runs from base 438 to 1031 and encodes 197 amino acids. Gene Ontology annotation, molecular function: retinol transmembrane transporter activity; retinoid binding. The transcript has 5 exons.